Zophobas morio is the source of this 1383-nucleotide messenger RNA. RefSeq names its product venom acid phosphatase Acph-1-like. The coding region runs from base 36 to 1178 and encodes 380 amino acids. The record is from RefSeq and is a predicted model, not a curated record. Gene Ontology annotation, biological process: dephosphorylation. The transcript has 6 exons. Gene Ontology annotation, molecular function: phosphatase activity. Lineage: Eukaryota; Metazoa; Arthropoda; Insecta; Coleoptera; Tenebrionidae.
AUAAAGCUCAGACCAUAGCCACAGUUGAUCGCAAAAUGGCACCGUUUUUGAAAUUUGUCGUACUGGCUAGUGUUGUGUGCUGGGCCAAAAGCGCCUCUAUUGCUACCCAGGAGGACACGGAACUGGUCCUUGUGAGCGUGAUUUUUCGCCAUGGAGCUCGAACUACUUAUUCGUUCUACCCCACCGACCCCAACAAAAACGAGACUUUCUACCCCAUUGGUUUCGGCGGCUUAACAAACGAGGGCAAACUUGGAGAGUUCAAACUUGGCCGCUACCUCAAGAGCGUCUAUGGUGACUUUCUUGGGGACGUCUACACCGAAGACAUUGUCGAUGUUAGAAGCACCGACGUCACAAGGACCAAAAUGAGUGCCCAACUGGUGCUAGCCGGGUUGUUCCCACCCAGUCCCAUCCAGCUAUGGAACGAAGACCUAAUGUGGCAGCCCAUUCCAGUCUCGUACAAGACAGACGCUGAAGAAGACUUGUUCCACCCGUGGGGGAGUUGUCCAUACAAGUCCCAAGUCCUCAGCCACCAGCUCGAAAUCCAGGAAAUAAAAGACACUUAUGUCACCCCCUACAACGACUCGUACGUCUACCUCCAGGAACAAUCUGGAAAGUCGAUGACCAACCCGGCGGACUUCCAAGACAUUUUCUUCAUUUUUAAGACAGAGAGCGACAUGGGUUUGAUCAUGCCAGAGUGGACCAAGACGGUUUUCCCAGAACCCACCCAAAGCAUCGGCGCUCUGGUUUAUGGCUACCAUAACUACGACCAGAGGGUCAAACAAAUCAACUCUGGAUACAUGUUGAAGAAGAUUCUGGACGACUCGAAGAAAAAAAUCGAGCAGAAUUCUGGAAAGAAAAUCUACUUGUAUUCGGGUCAUGAGUCCACGUUGGGCUACAUGUUGGACGCUUUGAAGGUCUAUGACGCCCAUAUUCCCCCAUAUGGAAGCGCGAUCUCGUUUGAAAUUCACCGCGCCAACGAUCAGUUUUAUGUCAAGCUUCGCUACCGAAACGACACGGAAGCCACCGAGCCCGUCGAUCUGAAAAUCCCCGGAUGCGACAUUUUGUGUCCUUUCGACCAGUUCCAGGAGCUACAGAAAGACUUAAUACCGACUGUUAGCAUCGGGGAAGCUUGCCAAAGAGACAGUGUAGAUGUCGCUCAAGACACCAACGCGCUUUGAACGCAGUUUUACCUGUAGUAUUGUAGCACUCUAGUUUUUAGUUGACGUGGUCGCCGCUGGAUGGCGCCACGGUGCCAGUAAUGGCUGCGCCGCCAUGGCGGUCGCAGCAGUAUUAUAUUUAUUGUUAUUUAAAAUAUUUAUGUAUUUAAUAUUUUGCAUUGCGUAAAUGUGUUAAUUUAUUGAAAAUAGAGCGUUAUCAAUCGAG